Lepus europaeus (European hare) is the source of this 2285-nucleotide messenger RNA. RefSeq names its product acyl-CoA synthetase long chain family member 6 (gene ACSL6). Gene Ontology annotation, cellular component: endoplasmic reticulum; membrane. The coding region runs from base 22 to 2115 and encodes 697 amino acids. The record is from RefSeq and is a predicted model, not a curated record. Lineage: Eukaryota; Metazoa; Chordata; Mammalia; Lagomorpha; Leporidae. The transcript is spliced from 20 exons. Gene Ontology annotation, biological process: very long-chain fatty acid metabolic process; long-chain fatty-acyl-CoA biosynthetic process; long-chain fatty acid metabolic process. Gene Ontology annotation, molecular function: arachidonate-CoA ligase activity.
GUCCUCUCACUCCUGGAGAAGAUGCAGACACAGGAGAUCCUGAGGAUGCUGCGGCUGCCCGAGCUGGGUGACUUGGGCCAGUUUUUCCGCAGCCUCUCAGCCACCACCCUGGUGAGUGUGGGUGCGCUGGCUGCGAUCCUCGCCUACUGGUUCACUCACCGGCCAAAGGCCUUGCAACCACCGUGCAACCUCCUAAUGCAGUCAGAAGAAGUGGAGGACUGUGGUGGGGCUCGGCGAUCUGUGAUCGGCGGUGGCCCUCAGCUGCUCACCCACUACUACGAUGACGCCCGGACCAUGUACCAGGUGUUCCGCCGAGGGCUCAGCAUCUCAGGGAACGGGCCCUGUCUUGGCUUCAGAAAGCCCAAGCAGCCAUACCAGUGGCUGUCCUACCAGGAGGUGGUGGACAGAGCCGAGUUUCUGGGGUCUGGACUGCUGCGGCACAAUUGUAAAGCUUCUACAGAGCAGUUUAUUGGUGUUUUUGCACAAAACCGGCCAGAGUGGAUCAUUGCAGAGCUGGCCUGCUACACGUAUUCUAUGGUGGUGGUCCCACUCUAUGACACCCUGGGCCCUGGGGCCAUCCGCUACAUCAUCAAUACAGCGGACAUCAGCACCGUGAUCGUGGACAAAGCUCAGAAGGCUGGCCUACUGCUGGAGCACGUGGAGAAGAAAGAGACUCCAGGGCUCAAGCUGAUCAUCCUCAUGGAGCCAUUCGAGGAAGCCCUGAGAGAGCGGGGGAAGAAGUGUGGGGUGCUCCUCAAGUCCAUGCGGGCUGUGGAGGACUGUGGCCAGGAGAACCACUGUGCUCCUGUGCCCCCACGGCCUGAUGACCUCUCCAUAGUGUGUUUCACAAGUGGCACGACAGGGAACCCAAAAGGUGCGAUGCUCACCCAUGGGAACGUGGUGGCUGAUUUCUCUGGCUUUCUGAAAGUGACAGAGAAAGUGAUCUUUCCGAGACAGGACGAUGUGCUCAUCUCCUUCCUGCCUCUGGCGCACAUGUUUGAGAGAGUGAUCCAGUCUGUCGUCUACUGCCACGGAGGGCGUGUCGGCUUCUUCCAGGGAGAUAUCCGCCUCCUCUCAGAUGACAUGAAGGCUCUCUGCCCCACCAUCUUCCCAGUAGUGCCACGACUGCUGAACCGGAUGUACGACAAGAUCUUCAGCCAGGCGGACAGCCCAAUAAAGCGCUGGCUCCUGGAGUUUGCAGCCAAGCGCAAGCAGGCCGAGGUCCGGAGUGGGAUCGUCAGGAAUGACAGUAUCUGGGAUGAGCUCUUCUUUAAAAAGAUCCAGGCCAGCCUUGGUGGCUGUGUGCGGAUGAUUGUUACUGGAGCAGCCCCCGCAUCACCAACAGUCCUGGGAUUCCUCCGGGCCGCUCUGGGCUGCCAGGUUUAUGAAGGUUACGGCCAAACUGAGUGCACAGCUGGAUGCACCUUCACCACACCUGGCGACUGGACCUCAGGGCACGUAGGGGCGCCUCUGCCCUGCAACCACAUCAAGCUCGUCGACGUUGAGGAACUGAACUACUGGACCUGCAAAGGAGAGGGCGAGAUAUGUGUGAGAGGACCAAAUGUAUUCAAAGGCUACUUGAAAGAUCAGAACAGGACGAAGGAGGCCCUGGAUAGCGACGGCUGGCUUCACACUGGAGACAUUGGCAAGUGGCUACCGGAAGGAACUCUUAAAAUUAUUGACCGGAAAAAGCACAUAUUUAAACUUGCUCAGGGAGAAUAUGUUGCACCCGAGAAAAUUGAGAACAUCUACAUCCGAAGUGAGCCUGUGGCACAGAUCUAUGUCCAUGGAGACAGCUUAAAGGCCUUUUUGGUGGGCGUUGUUGUGCCUGACCCUGAGGUGAUGCCCACUUGGGCCCAGAAGAGGGGAAUUGAAGGGACCUAUACACAGCUCUGCAUAAAUAAGGAACUGAAGAAAGCCAUUUUGGAAGAUUUGGUGAGGUUAGGAAAAGAAAGUGGACUCCAUUCUUUUGAACAGGUUAAAGCCAUUCACAUCCAUUCUGACAUGUUCUCAGUUCAAAAUGGCCUGCUGACACCAACACUAAAGGCUAAGAGACCCGAGCUGAGGGAGUACUUCAAAAAACAAAUAGAAGAGCUUUACUCAAUCUCCGUGUGAAGUUCAAGGAAAGUUCUUCUCAGUAUAAUGGACUGUGUAGCAAUAUUAUAGUUAUUCCUGAAAGGAACACGAAAAUGACACAGCUGAAAAUGAUUAAGAACCUGAUUUUAUGACUGAGCCUCUACCUGUUCCAAGAGAUCUUUAACAAUAUUUUCUCUAUCAUCACUGAG